Auanema sp. JU1783 is the source of this 1782-nucleotide messenger RNA. NCBI's taxonomy places the organism in Eukaryota, Metazoa, Nematoda, Chromadorea, Rhabditida, Rhabditidae. The record is from the annotation of a GenBank genome assembly.
AUGGUACAAGUUAAUAUUGCUUCAACGGGUGGAAGUUCGAAACCAAAGCCUGUCAGUGAUCCACAAGUAGGAUGGUUUGUAUAUAUUCUCGCCUUUGCUGCUGUCAUAGGUGGUUUCCUUUUUGGUUAUGACACUGGUAUUGUUUCGGCUGCUAUGUUGUUUGUGCCGGAUGACAAAAGUAUGAAACCAAUGAGUUCAGAAUGGCAAGAAGUUAUCGUCAGUAUUACGCCAGGAGUUGCUGUAUUUGGUUCACUGCUCAGUGGAAUUGCUUCUGAUCUUUUCGGAAGAAAAAAAAUCAUAUUAAGUGCCUGUAUAAUAUUCACUAUCGGGGCCAUAAUAUGUGCGGUAGCUUGGUCAAAAAUCAGUUUACUCUUUGGCAGAAUUCUACUUGGCUUAGCUAUAGGUUUCGCUUCUAUGGUAGUACCUGUAUAUGUGGGAGAAGCUUCUCCUUCGCAUAUCAGAGGUCGUUUGCUUACUGGUUUUCAAUUGAUGGUAACAGUCGGAUUAGUCGUUUCCAACGUGAUUGGAGGAGCUUUCAGUUACAUUGACAGUGUGGGAUGGAGACUUAUGUUCGGGUUUGCUGGUGUUCCAGCUAUCAUUCAGUUUGUCUGUUUCAUUUUUCUGCCUGAGAGUCCAAGAUGGUUGUUUGAGCACAACAGAGCGGACGAAGCUGAAGAGGUUCUCAAAAAAAUUUAUGGAGGUAAUAAGGAAUGGGUCGACUAUGAAAUGAGCGAAAUCAAGGAAUCUUACGAAUUAGUGGUUAAAGCACAAAGUACUGACAGUGGCCCUGUACUGUUCAGAGUCCUCAGAACUCCUCAUGUACGGAAAGCUCUCUUUAUCGGAAGUAUGUUGCAAGCCUUCCAACAGCUCUCUGGUAUCAACACUGUGAUGUACUAUACAGGAAAUAUUAUUCGUUCCGCUGGAGUUAAGAAUAAGCACACUACGAUUUGGAUUUCAGUUGGAACUUCAGCUGUUAACUUUAUUGGUACUUUCAUUCCAAUGGCGUUAAUCGAAAAAGUCGGAAGAAGAGUGUUGUUCAUUUGCUCGUUAAUUGCUGUGAUUAUCACUGUGUCUGCUAUGGGAGUAGCAUUCCUUCUGAUCAGUAAAGACUCUGCUGCAGUCUUCCCACAGUCCAACUACACUAUAAAUGGUACACUGCCUCAUGCACAACACUGCCUGACUUUCAAAAAUUGCGAUGCAUGUGUCACAGAUGAUAAUUGUGGUUUUUGCGAACUUAAAGGAAGCAAGACAGGUUAUUGUCUACCAUUCGGAGCUGAUAACACGGAUACUAAAUCAGCGACUGGACAGUGCAGCGUACCGCAAUCUAAAUCUGAUCCUUACGAAUGGGAAGAUAACUACUGUCACACAAAGUACACUUCACUUCCCAUAAUUAUUAUGGUUCUCUAUUUAUUGGCCUUCUCUACAGGAUAUGCUCCUCUACCAUGGGUUAUGAAUGCCGAAUUCUAUCCUCUAUGGGCUAGAAGUACUUGUGUUUCUAUUUCAACUGCGUCCAAUUGGACGUUUAACCUUCUCAUCUCGCUGACAUUCUUGUCACUCAGUCAAGCUAUUACUAAAUACGGGACUUUCUUCCUAUAUGGUGGUUGCUCUGUGAUAGCAUUGAUCUUCGUUUAUUUCUUCGUUCCGGAAACUAAAGGAUAUUCCAUCGAUGAAGUUGAACAGCUAUUCAUGUCCAAAAAAGAAAGAGCUAAUGCUAAUGCUAUUGCCAAUGCUCAAGCAGAAUUUUCUGAAUCUCAUAACCCAAAAUCUGAACUAAGGUUUUGA